Molecule: messenger RNA, 1005 nt
Organism: Anoplophora glabripennis (Asian longhorned beetle)
Lineage: Eukaryota; Metazoa; Arthropoda; Insecta; Coleoptera; Cerambycidae
Product: transmembrane protein 14 homolog
Exons: 2
Coding region: 85-414 (109 amino acids)
Biological process (GO): regulation of heme biosynthetic process
Cellular component (GO): mitochondrial membrane
Source: RefSeq, a predicted model, not a curated record
AAGUUUUUUAUCCAUCAAGUUGGCGUGCUCAUUUUUUGUUUAAAAAAGACAUUACAGAAAAAACAAAAUACACAUUAUAUUAAAAUGCCUGCCGAUUUUCCUGGAUUUAUAUAUGCAGGAGCUGUAGCUGCUGGUGGCAUUUUUGGAUAUUAUAGAGCAGGCUCUAUACCUUCUUUGGCAGCAGGUUUGUUGUUUGGAAGUGCCCUUGCUUACGGAGCGUACGAAGUAAGUAAAGAUUCAUCGAAUUAUUCUGUGCAACUGGCUACAAGUUCGAUUCUGGCUGGAAUUAUGGGUUAUCGUUUCUAUAACACCGGAAAAAUAAUGCCUGCCGGGGUUGUGUGUCUGUUAUCUGUAGCUAUGAUCGUAAGAAUUGCAGGUAAAGCUACGGGUUUAACAGGCCCUAGGCAGGCAUAAUUGCAUAAUUUUGUUGACUUGUUUAUGUGCACUCUUGUAGUUUAUUUAUCCAAGAAAAAUAAGUAGGUGGAUGUUAUUUUGGGUAGAGGUAAAAAGAUCGUUUGCUUUAACGAUUUCACUCGUUUUUAGUUUCAUUUUAUCAGUUCCGAAGUCGAAAAUUAUAUUUUUAAACUUUUAUUUGGCUUACUUGAAUGUGACGGGGCCAUUUAUUAAUAUUUUUGUGAAAUAGUUUAGGUUUUCAUAAAUUUUUAAUUGCACUGUUUCAGUUCGGUUUAUUUAUGUGUUAAGUGCCAAAAUAUAAAUGUAUCUACCUUUAAAUAUAUUACUUUUUUUUGAUAGCUGGUAGUAAAUAUCAUUGAUUAAUAUGGUACAUUUUUAUUAUAUUUAAUUUGAAGUUGCAUCUAUCUGUUCAGAAAUAUGUAAAAACUAGAGGUUAAACAUUUCCUUUCAAACAAGUCGUACAAUUAUAGCCUUCCUUCACGAUUCCAUCUCUUAAUAAGCUUUUCAGGAUUUAAUGUAGGUAUUUUUAUAAUUUAUUUUAUAUUGUUAAGCUGUAAAAUAUUUUAAUAAACUUGUUGCAUAAACAGAGAA